Molecule: messenger RNA, 2343 nt
Organism: Arctia plantaginis
Lineage: Eukaryota; Metazoa; Arthropoda; Insecta; Lepidoptera; Erebidae
Source: the annotation of a GenBank genome assembly
AUGACCGCUCCAUCGUCGACACCUCUUGGAGUACAAGUGCAACAAACUGACAAUCCAGGAGAGCUGAUAGUAUCAUGGCUGCCACCUCCAAGAGAAAGCCACAAUGGUUUGCUGCAGGGUUACCAUGUGAAAGCUGUUCCAAAAAUAAGUGGAGAGCCAGUUCCAAGCGAAUCCCAAACUAAAACAAUGAAAGUAAUGGCAAGAAAAGGCAAACAAGAAGUAACACUCAGUGGAUUGUUGAAGAACAUGAGGUAUGCGGUUUCAGUCAGCGCUUUCAACACUGCGGGUAAUGGUCCCUUUUCAUUGCAAGUUUAUCAAACUACGAGGGAAGGAGCCCCUGAACAACCGCCAUCUGGAGUAGAAUGUCGAGGAGUAUCGUCAUCAUCACUAAGGGUUGCAUGGCAGCCCAUCACUUCUCAAGGCGCUUCAUUAUUGGGCUACUCAGUUUAUUAUAGUACCGAAGACGAACCCUGGCAAAAUAUAAGUUCCCCACACACCGAGCUCUAUCUACAAACACUAUUAAAGUAUACUAACUACACCGUGAAGGUUGCAGGAUUCUCGAGCUAUGGGCCAGGACCUUUUUCCUUUCCUAUUGUUUGUACUACCUUGCAAGACGUCCCUGGUCCACCAGCAGCCAUCAAGGUGUUAGUGUCUUCGGCCACUUCCCUACUCGUCAGUUGGAAGAGACCAGAACAGCCGAACGGAGACAUCACACAUUACACUGUUUACGUAAAACCUAUGUCGAGCACAACAUCUCCUCAGAGUUACCGUGUGGAACCAACACAGGAAACAUCACACCACCAUGUUACAUUUCCUAUAUUAGGGUUAUCAACCGGCAGGCAGUAUGAAGUGUUUGUCAGAGCUCACACAGCGGUUGGUGAAGGAACGCCGAGUAACAGAGUGCAUAUAGAUUUGAGUUCAAAAGUGGUAGCUGGCGUAGCAUCCUUAGGUGGUCCAAUGUCAGUAGGAGUAGGCAGUUCCCUACUCCUAGUAUGUCAAUGUGUGGGAGUACCGCCACCCCGCACCGUUUGGUACCAUAAGCAUAACAUCAUAACGCAUCAUCCAAGAUUUACGAGAAACCACGACGAUAGCUUGUUGAUAAAUAAUAUAGACCAAUCUCUAAGUGGCAACUAUACCUGUUUGGCUAAGAAUUUGUACGGGUCUGACUCAGUUUCGUACUCUGUGUCAGUUCUACCCACACCAGAGCCGCCAAGCUUGCGAGUGACGUCACACAAGAAUGCCAUACACUUGCAGUGGGAUUUACCUACGAAACUUGGUGGGAAGGUGCAGAAAAUCAGUUAUAAUCUGACUUGGAAAGAAACAAAUGGUAGCUGGCAAGAUGCUUGGUCUAGUCGCACGUCUCUGCAGGGCGUUCAAGAAUAUACUCUUCAAGGACUUAAAUGUGGUACUAAGUAUUCCAUACGGAUGACUGCGGCGAAUAGUGUGGGUGCUUCACAGCCUACUUAUAUUGAUGCCACUACUUUAGGUGGAGUUCCUAUAUCACCAACAACUACUGAAUGGUUUUGGAGUAAUGCCACACAUAUCUACAUACAGUUAAGCGGCUGGGAUGACAAUGGCUGUGAAAUCACAAGGUUUGACGUCGAUUUCAAAGAGUACGGCAGUAAAGUAUGGAAAAAGGCUGAUAAUAGAUUGCCAAUUAUGGAUCAAACCUGGAGCCAUUACAUUUCACCCUCAAUUCUGAACCAACCGAAUUCAUUUGUGCUAGCUGAGCUAGCACCAGCACAGUGGUAUCAAAUUCGAAUAACUGCUGAAAACGCUGCAGGAAUAUCUACAUCAUUGUAUAACUAUGCAACUACUACUGCACAAGGAGAAGCCAUUGGACCGCCGUCGGAAUACUUUGACUUGAAUAUGUUAGUGAUCAUCUGUAGUUCAAUUUUAUUGAUGAUCUGUUCUCUGGCCUGUGUUUAUAUCUUGGUCAAGCGGCAUAAUCAGCAACAUCUUACAGAAUAUAGAAAUUCUUUAACAGCAGAAUGUAAGUCGGAACGAAGUAACGUUACGAUUAAUACACCUCAAAGUGUACCUCCUGAUAAUAUGAAUAACAGAGUAUACAGUACUCCUGUACAUCUUACAGCUGAUAAUAAACAUGAAUUGUACGAGAUAAGUCCAUACGCCCAGUUUGCGAUAGGUUUUCGCACAUUUGGCCAUGUAGACAAUCAGGAGGUACCUAGCAGGGUACAUCUACCGGGUAAUAGCAAAUCUAGAUAUGACAGUGAAACAAGCUUCCAAAUAAGAUCGGAGUCUGAAGAAAGUGACUGCGUGUCUCGAACUACAACAUUAAAAAGUGUACCAAGAAAGGCCUGCAGAGUACCCCACCACAGGUAG